AUGUCGACGGCAUCUAGUCAGUCCCGAGGAGUCAACCGACGGAUCAACAGCCUCCAAAAUGAAGGUCGCCAUUCACGCAACUCGUCUCUCUCGCGCCGGCGACCUCUUACGGCCGCUAUCGCAAGCAGCCAUGCUCUCCGCGUAGCCUACCUGACCUACCUACUUCACCCUCGAUCCCGUCGCAUCCAAACUGCACCAGCCGCGCCGGCGCGGCCGAAGCGAUCCUCGACCUCGAUCCAUGAUUUGAUGAGUGACUUUUCGCUAGUCAGGGACUCGAAGAGCACCAGGAUUCCUCAUGGCUUUGUGUCGGAGCUGGAGAAGCGGUUGACGGGGGUGUUGAUGGGAAGGGAGAAAAAGAAGGAAUACCAGGAUCACUUGGUGGUGCGCACUUUCGCCGUCUUUCUCAAUGUACUCAAGGAGGACUCCUUCCGCAAGCGCAUGGAGAAAGACCGCCGUGCCGAGGAUCUGCUCCUUAUCUUUUACUCCAACGCAGUUAAAGAGUUGAGCAAGGGCAAGGAACAGGACGAUGAUAGCUGGAAGCUCAUGGUGGAUCGCCACGUUGCGCUCUUUGUCCGUCUCUUGGCGCUGAUACUGAAGAGCAACGACUGGGCCAAGGACCGUCCGGAGCUUGCAAACCGAUUGUCGGUGCUAGAAAACAAGCUUCUUCUGCAGGAUCAGGACUUGACGGGUUCAAAUGGCACGACAUCGACGACGGAGGUUCUUGCCCCGCUGAGUUACGAUGUGAAGGACAUGCCUUUGGUACAACAUGUGGCCAAGAUCUUUGGGAUGACGAAUGCCCAAGCCCAGUCCGAGAUCGAUAAACACAAGUCUGUUUGGACUGAAAAGGCAGCUCUGCAAGAUCUCAAGACCUACCAAACACAGUUGAGCCUUCAUACCCGGAAGACGCUGUGUAGAGAAGACUUUGAGACGGACGAUGCGUUUGAAACUUGGAAGAAGAGCGAAGGUCCCGAUUUGUCGCAGAUGAUGCUUGCAAUCGUGCAGUCCAAUCCGGAACUUGCGAAAAGCACUCCUGGAGCUCUACCAAAAUUCAACGCAGCUGCCGGGGACGACUUGUCCUCGCCUCGAGACCGAACAUCCUACGCGAUCGAUCAAUCUGUUGACUUCAGCUCGCUCUCGUUGAGCGGGGCCGAUGGCGACUCUGAAGAGUCAGACACAUAUACCUUUAUCCCAUCGGAUCCGCGAGGCGUGUACAGGUUCAUUCUGAACCAGACAUUGACCCACGACCUUCGUGAUCGGGAAAUUGAAGCGAGUCAGGCUACAUCAGAUACGCCAUCGAUGAAAUUACUCUCAAAGCAAUCCACAGAAAUGCUCAACGAAAUUUGUCUCCGCUGGCGGAUUCCCAAUUUCUCGCGUAUCGUGUUGUUCCUCGACGUCAUUCAAUCCAAAUACGUGGACUCUGAAAUUGAUCUCAACACGCUGGACUCGGCAUUCACAUUUGUGAAAGAGUCGCCCAGUAGCGAGCCGCGGGCCAAACGCAGCAGUUAUGUAGCUUCUUCCGUCUUUGAUAGGCAGAAAUGGAGCGUGCAUGAUUUGCAGACCAUGCAGCAGCUAUUGUCCAAGAUCCAUGAGGCCCUGUUGCGUGAACUUUACGAUGUGAUGAUGGACUGUUUCGAAGCGAAACCCCGCCCGAUUGGUCCUGUAAUGUACAUUCUUGAGAAUCACAUCCAGAUGGAUCCGAGCUAUACGGAGAACCCCGAGGACAUUAACCGUUUCUCCUCGUAUGUGCAGGAUGGUCUCGCGCAGAAGGCUACGGAGAAAUAUCAGAGUCUCAUCGGCCAGUUGAUUCCUGUCGACCAGGAAUCAUGGCGAACUGAUAAUGUAAUCCAGCUAGGUGAUGCGAUUUCAAAGUUGGCACAGAAGAUUCAGAAGCGUUACCGGAAUAACCCUGAGAUUAUGGGUGUAAACCCUCAUCUCACACUGUGUGUCAACAUGCUCCCCUUGUUUGCGGAGGACGCGCAUGAAAUGGUCAUUCGAAUUAUUGAGCACGCCAAAUCCGAGAACGAGGAAAUCGAUAUUGAAGACGGAUUCGACCUGUACAGGCAGCUUGCUACGAUCAGACGUCUUUUCACAAACACCAUCCCCGAGACUCAAUUCCCGUUCCACGUGGAGGGUCUCCUGGAAGAGUUUGUCUGGCGUUGGCUCCGUCUUACAGAUCAAAGUGUCAUGGAAUGGGUCAAUCAAGCCAUUCGGCAAGACAAAUUCACCGUCCGUGGAGGGGAGCUCGCCGAGGUUGUUCCAGAGGAGAAUCGGCACAGUGUGUCGGUGAUUGAUAUCUUCCGCUCUUACAACCAGGUGGUGGAGAAUCUGAUCGGGCUGGAAUGGGACGACGAUCUUCAGUAUGCCAAGUUCAUGACCGCUCUUUCAAACUCCAUGGGCAAAGGUGUUGCAAAGUACUGCGAAUCUGUGGAGCAGAUGUUUGCCCGGGAGAUGGACCGUCUCACCCCGGAGCAAGAAGCGGCAUUGAACCAGACCACCCAAGAGAAGCUCAUGCAAUUCGCCAAGGACACAUGGACGAACAAGGACAAGAUCGAACCGUUCCAGUUCUCUUCUGAGUCCCUAGUGAAGUUGAACAACAUCGAGUACGCUCUCACGCAACUAGACAGACUUGAGCGCGAAAUCAACGUUGACGGAUGUGCCGAUGUUAUCGCUAAGAACACCCCGCCACAGCUCAAGAAAGUCCGCAAGUCCACUACAUAUGUCUUUACAAUCAAGGUCGUAGAGGCAGAAGACCUCAAGGCCUGCGACAUGAAUGGUGGCAGCGAUCCAUACGUGGUCUUGGCUGAUGAGUACCAAAAGCGGAUUGCGAAGACGCGCAUCAUCUAUAAUAACCUCAACCCCCGGUGGGAGGAUGCCGUCGAUAUCACCACGCAGGGACCUUUGAAUAUCAUCGCGACUAUCUGGGAUUGGGAUGCAGUAGGUGAUCACGACUACGUUGGGCGAACGUCGAUCAAGUUGGAUCCCGUCCAUUUCAGCGAUUUCCUCCCGCGGGAGUAUUGGCUCGAUCUGGAUACUCAGGGACGGCUUCUACUCCGUGUGAGCAUGGAGGGUGAGCGUGAUGACAUCCAAUUCUACUUUGGCAAAGCUUUCCGUACCCUCAAGCGCACGGAGAGGGACAUGACUCGGAGGAUCACCGAAAAGCUCUCUGCCUAUAUCAGCCAUUGUCUGUCUCGCCGGACAUUGAAAUCCCUACUCUCCCGCGGCCUCAGCAUGUCGACCGUAUCGAACUUCCUAAACCGCAAUCGCGGACAACCAACCUCUACAGGUCCCACCCCUGCCGACGUUGAGAAUGCCCUUGACCCACUCUUCAACUACUUCAAUGACAACUUCGCCAUCAUGAACAAAACGCUCACCGAAGAAGCCAUGCGCAUGGUAAUGGCCCGUCUCUGGAAGGAAGUCCUCGCCACUAUCGAAAGUCUCCUCGUCCCACCUCUCUCCGACAAGCCCUCGCACCAAAAGCCACUCACUAUGCAAGAAGUCGAUAUUGUCUCACGCUGGCUCGUGCUACUCCUAAACUUCUUCCACGCCGUCGACGAGGAAACCGGCGAGGCCGGUGGUGUCCCAAUCGACAUUCUCAAAUCCCCCAAGUACCACGAGAUCCAAAGUCUGAACUUCUUCUACUUCGAGCCGACGGAGAAUUUGAUCCGUACUUCCGAGCGUAUGGCUUCUGCCAACGUGAACCGUCAGCAAGCCAACCGUAACCGUGCAUCGGCGCCUGCGCAUCUAGGCGCUACGGGUCCCAGCUAUGGUGGACUAGGCGUGCCGGCUGCCCGCCGCGCAAAGAGUAUUAUGCUGUCACGGAACUUGGGCACGAUGAGGAAGGUUAAGGAGGAGAAGCGGCGCGAGGCACAAGCGGAUCCUAACGACGACAUGAUCCUGCGAAUUCUGCGUAUGAGGCCCGAGGCUGCAGGAUAUCUACGGGAUCGCAGUCGUCAGAAGGAAAGACUUGCAGCUGCAGCAGCUGCAGAUGCCAUUGUCAAGCAGAGUUUGAUGGCUGGUGUGGGAAGUCGAAUGAGUGGGACGAUUCCACGGCGUUGA
Molecule: messenger RNA, 4056 nt
Organism: Penicillium cataractarum
Lineage: Eukaryota; Fungi; Ascomycota; Eurotiomycetes; Eurotiales; Aspergillaceae
Product: C2 domain protein
Exons: 5
Coding region: 1-4056 (1351 amino acids)
Source: RefSeq, a predicted model, not a curated record